Molecule: messenger RNA, 2583 nt
Organism: Bactrocera latifrons
Lineage: Eukaryota; Metazoa; Arthropoda; Insecta; Diptera; Tephritidae
Product: putative methyltransferase NSUN6
Exons: 3
Coding region: 985-2466 (493 amino acids)
Biological process (GO): RNA methylation
Molecular function (GO): methyltransferase activity; RNA binding
Source: RefSeq, a predicted model, not a curated record
UGACUCCAUCCUCCACUUAGAAUGAAUAAAAUCGGGUCACAACUUGGCCCAGGUCCCUAUAAUUAACAAGCCUCAUGUACCUGAAGACACUUCCCUGACUUUAAUCCUUGCAAUACCCAAACUCCCUUACUUGCUAUAUAGCAAGUGACACAAAACUAACCUUCCGAUGUUUUUUGGAAAAUGAAAAACUUUAUUAAAACAUGAAAAACUUUGUUUCUGCAUGUGGAUUAUUUUUAUUUUUUACAUCAUGUCAAGAAUAUGAUAAGAUGUAAAUGGCCGCCGCCACAGUUGAUUGUCAUUUGAGCCCUCACAUUAUUGACGGAUAUUGUGUUUAAGAGCUGCAAGAGUCUGAGGCUUGUUGACAUAAAACCGCGACUUCAAAAAGCCCCACAAAAAGAAGUCUGGAGCGGUCAAAUCAGGCGAUCUUGCUGGCCAGUGCAAAUCGCCAAAAUGGAAGAUUAGGCGCCCGGGAAAUGCAUCCUUCAGCAUAGCGGUUGUGGCACGCAGUGUAGCGUACUAUUGUUUAUUUACGUGUAUUUCAUCGGACAUUAGAGCUCAAUUGAAAAAUUUAUAGCAUCUUCUAAUCAUCUUCUGACUUUUGCACCACGCUUUAUAAAACCCUAUAUCUAUCUUAAUUAGAUUUAGGUGAUACAUACAACCUUUAAGUUAAUCGAAAAUGUACCUUUUUGGCAGAAAUUCAGCCACAUAGGUAACACUUUGCCAACAAUCAGAAAUCUUUUCGCGAUCAAUUGUUAGUAUCGCGUCUGCAGUUGUCACAAGCAAUCUGACUGUAUACUUCGGUGUUACCACUAAAACUGGCUCAGGAUAAAAUACUAGCUGAUGGUUCAGCCAGUUCAUAACCUAUAAUUUUAUCUCCUUAUACUAAUUGAUUCUUGAUUUGUGUACUGCAAAGUAAAAUAAUCAAAUAGCAAUUUAAAUUGUGUUAUAUGGGAAGUAGGCGUGGAGGUAGUACCGAGAUAUUUGAUGUUACCUAGAAAUGGGCUAAGUCACGUCCAUUGUCCAAUUUUGACAUCGGCUCCUAUAAAGCCCCUUCAUACCAUCUCGGGAUUAAAAUUUAAUACAUUUGGCGUAAUCAGUUAUUGCACUGACGGACGUACGGAUGGACAGUCAACCGGAAUCCAACUUUUCUCGCCAUCCAGAUCAUUUAAAUAUCCUAGUCAGCUAGAAGAAUUAAUGAGUUGGUUGUGUAAAGUGCCCACAAUAACAACAUAUCGCGUAAAUUCGCUCCGAACCACUGUGCCAGCAUUCAAACAGAAAUUGCAAGAAAUAUUACGUGAAAGAUAUACACAGCCACCCAAAGUGUAUGAAAUACCCAGUAUUCCAGAGGUACUUUGCAUUUUACCAACAUCGUUUAGCAUUGAUAUGAAGCAGAAGCAGUCAGACUUACAACGUGAGGUUGUUGUCGACAGCUGCUGUGGUGCGGCUUUACUACGCGGCGCUCAUCUUUAUGCACCUGGCGUGCUUGCAAUGGAGGCGGGUACAAAAUUAAAUGAGGAGGUUUUAGUCUACGCCGAUUUGGCGGGUAAAUGUAAGCAGGGUACAAAUAUUCGAUAUGAUUCGCUCGAUAAAAUUUUUUUGGGCGUGGGUGUCGUACGAAUGCAGCGUCAUCAGAUUUUUGGACCUACAAUAAGUAGUACUGCUCAGUCUUUGAAAGGAGUUGCAGUGGAAAUGAUUGAAACUAUGUUCGGCGUACCGACCAUAGGUGAUCUGAGCUGCAAAGAAGCCCUUCUUCAAAACCUGCCGUCUAUUGUAUGCGUAAGGGUACUGAAACCUCAACCAGGCGAACGUGUGUUAGAUAUGUGUGCGGCGCCCGGAAAUAAAACAACUCAUAUAGCAGAGUUAAUGGAUGAUAAAGGUGAAGUAAUAGCGCUCGAUAAGGCAGCCAAUAAAAUCUCGGGCAUGUUGGCAAAAAUAAAGAAUUUAGCCUUCAAAAGCAUACGCGCCUAUAAUUUUGACGCCACGAAAGCUUUCAGCGCAGCUAAGGACGUAAAAGGCAAUGAAUGCUUGGGUAUGCCACCUUUCGCCGCCAAUACGUUUGAUAAAAUCUUACUUGAUGCACCUUGCAGCGCUUUGGGCAACAGACCGUUGCUAGUAUAUCCACCUAAUAUGUCCCAACGUAUGCUCCAAUCGUACCCAAAAGUUCAGCGAAAAUUAUUUUCCGCAGCAGUGCCAUUGCUAAAGCCAAACGGUGUUUUGGUUUAUAGUACUUGCACAGUGACUGAAGAGGAAAAUGAAGGCGUGGUUGCUUGGGUACUAGAGAAAUUUCCACAGAUGAGGCUGGUCCCUGCAACUCCCCAUCUUGGCGGCAUUGGUCUGGAACAAACAGCUCUUAGCAAUGUUGAGAGGCAAUACGUGCAACGGUUUGGUCAACAAACAAAAGAAUUCGAUGGAGUUCCCAUUGAUACCGUCGGAUUUUUCAUAGCAAAGUUUAUAAAGGAAUAUUAAAUGCCAUGUGCUUGGAGACUGUAAUUUCAGUUCUAAAGACUAUGUUUGUAUCAUAUGUAACCUAUGCAUUUCUUUAACUUUAAGUAAAUAUUAAAAUCAUGCAGUACUUGCUCAAAA